GGCCGGUGUUUCCGGGUUUCAGCACUUAGUCACAGGGCAGCGCUUAGAUAUGGUUGUUCUGAAGGGCAUUCCCUCUGUUUUGUCACCGGAGCUGCUCUAUACACUGGCUCGCAUGGGACACGGGGAUGAAAUCGUUCUUGCAGAUGCAAAUUUCCCAGUGUCCUCAAUAAGCCGUUCUGGGCCAGAACUUAUUCGAGCAGAUGGUUUAGGAAUUCCUAGACUUUUGGAGGCCAUUUUGCAGCUUUUCCCAAUGGAUACCUAUGUUCCUGAACCUGCAGCUGUAAUGGACCUUGUGGACAGUGAUAAAGAGAAAGGCCUGACGGUACCAGUGUGGGAUGAGUACAAGAGACUGCUGUGCAAAGCUGGAUGUGAGGCUCCCCUUAAAAAAGUGGAAAGAUUUUCAUUUUACGAAAGAGCAAAGAAUGCUUUUGCUGUUGUGGCCACUGGGGAAACGGCUCUCUAUGGAAACCUAAUCUUAAAGAAAGGUGUUAUUAGCCAGGGGGAUCUGGUUUGAUGAUGCUUAUAGAUAACACCAUUCUUAUAUCUGAAGUAUCUGUAUGUGUAACCUUGU
Messenger RNA from Nanorana parkeri, 571 nucleotides. It is a transcript of the gene FUOM, whose product is annotated as fucose mutarotase. Gene Ontology annotation, biological process: fucose metabolic process. The record is from RefSeq and is a predicted model, not a curated record. Gene Ontology annotation, molecular function: fucose binding; racemase and epimerase activity, acting on carbohydrates and derivatives. Lineage: Eukaryota; Metazoa; Chordata; Amphibia; Anura; Dicroglossidae. The transcript has 6 exons. The coding region runs from base 50 to 514 and encodes 154 amino acids.